Messenger RNA from Exophiala oligosperma, 3145 nucleotides. RefSeq lists its product as uncharacterized. The transcript has 2 exons. The record is from RefSeq and is a predicted model, not a curated record. Gene Ontology annotation, biological process: regulation of DNA-templated transcription. Lineage: Eukaryota; Fungi; Ascomycota; Eurotiomycetes; Chaetothyriales; Herpotrichiellaceae. Bases 1 to 2193 code for a protein of 730 amino acids. Gene Ontology annotation, molecular function: zinc ion binding; DNA-binding transcription factor activity, RNA polymerase II-specific.
AUGCGCGAUACAUUCCAAGACAUUUUCCAUGGUAACUUCUCGAGCGGAGUCGAGAGCCAAUAUGUGCUCGACGUCUUUGAAGAGUUCGACCAAGGUGACCCACCACGUGCUUCUCAGGACGAGUUCUUCUUGGACUACGAGUCAUUCCUUCCUAGCAACGAGGGACAACAGGAUCAGUGGCAGCAAGGGUCGCCAGUAACUCACGACAGUCAAGACUGGACCGAUGCUUUUGCUGCUACAGUUCCUCGCCGGUCUCCGCCUCCAGGAGAAUAUCUCGUUUCCGAGAACAACGACCAGGACGUCGCGUUGUCCGGCAGCUCAGAGGCCCUCACGAGCCAUGCCCGCUCGGGCAGCACUUUCCAGUCGUUGGAAGCCUCCGAUACACAAGAUGCAGGAUUGGCAGGAGAUGACUCUGUGAUUGCGGACAAAGCGCCCACAACAUUCAGGCGGCCUCGCAAGCAGAAUCAGUCCUGUGACCAAUGUCGACAUGGCAAACGCGCGUGCACUCUUCCAAGGGACAUUACUAUUCAGAUGCAAAAGCCUUUGGCGCCUUGCUCCACGUGCAAAGUUCGAGGCCUGGAAUGCACCGCCACAUGGCUGGAGAGCAAAAGAUCGAUGCAGGCUUCUCGAAAGCGAAGCAGAAAAUCCACGUCUCUGUGCGAAACGACUCAAACCACCGACGACUUGGCCUCUCGAUCAAAGCCAACAAAGUCCACAACGGGGGCGUUGCACGUCGGUAUCAUGGCUUCUUUAUCCGCCUCGAAUGUUGACCUGACGCGACAGUUCUCGGCCAGAGAAAUGUGUGCCCAGUACCUUAACCUCCAUAUUGACGUCUGCGAUAUGCCUAUGGCUCAUUCUCUGCUACAGGGAAGCAUGCCUGCACGGUACUCUUCUGGUUUGGCAGCUUUGACACCGCUAUGUUGCCCCGUCUCCAUGUGCCCUUAUAUGGAAAGGGCCGAAGAAUGGACGAGGAGCUGCUGGAACAUUGAUUUUGACUCACGGACUCUGGCCUCGGUCGGGCCACGCCUCUUCCGCACCGUUGGUGUGCUUGAUUCAAUUUUUGAGCAUCGGAGCGCUGGGAGUUGCUCGGCCUCGAUGGCUGCGCGGGACGCCUCGAUCAAUGAGGCAUACAAGUGGGUGGCGGCGGCCACGGCAACACAGUUCGCGAUCGCUGGAAAUGCCAGUAAUCACGGAAGAGAGACCCCAGCCAAAGUCCCUCGAUCAAAAAUCCGUGAUAUUGCCUAUACAACAUGGCUCACGGCCAGGCAGGUGCUGUUUGAGAACAUAUCAGCCAUGGGCUCCUUUCGUCUCGCGCUGUCACUGUUUCUCUUUGCCCUUGUUCAGCCACCAGAUGUGGGGAACCGCCGGGUCAAGUUCAACGAAGACGUCAAGUACGCCUUUUGUGAAGGAAACCGACGCCUUGAGACACUGUGCUCCCAAGCGCGGCUAUGUCUUCGCUACGGGGAAGACUCGUCCAUGCACUUCUGCCAUUGGAAUGUUCGCAAGUCUGUGCAGGGAUCUGAUCCAGCUCAUUCUUUAUCGUCCGACGUCAAGGAAAAUAUCUCAGAGUUGAUCGGGGCCGUCGAGUGGCUCGUUACCAUGACCAACGCCAUGCAGAUCGUGAUCUCCAACGGGGCAAUCGGUAGAUUACCCGGUCUGCCGCAUUCUGAUCAUUCUUCCCCUGAAUUUGGGUGCGAUGACAAUGUCCAAGAACAAGACAUGGACGUCCUCCAAGUGACACGACCAUGCGAAGAAGGCAUCCAAGAUCCUGCUGUGGAUGACCACCAGGGCGAGGAUCUCACCACGCUUUGCAAGAAAGGGGCAUUGGAAGAGUCAAUGCUUAAGACGAUGAGACGAUCGGCGUUCAUCGUCAUUCUCUUGUGGAAGACGCUGGCGCAUUUGGUCGUGGCUACCGACACUGUCGACGCCAGAGAUCUCGAUUGCACAAAGGUACGCAAGAUUUAUACAAGUGCAGUCACUCUGAUCCGCCUGUGGAGGUCAACCUUUGGGCCUUUUGACAGUAGCACGGUCAUGAGUUUUCGGACAUUACAGCCUGGCACGCGCGUAGCGAUUGCUUACUGCCUGAACGACGGCGACCUGGGAGUCCUAUAUUUCUACGACAUAGCACAGAGACUCAAGGCCAAACUUGCGGUGUCGCCUCGGAGCUCCACAAUGGAGGCUCUGGCUGAAUAAUUGCGGUCGACAAGUACUUUUCGCACCAAGGAGCGGAUCGCCAGUGCCACUCAGAUUUCUCACCAGUCGUCCGGUAGCAAGGACACGUUUAGUCCGGGCUUUGAAGGGACGCAAGGGUUGAAAGCUCACAUCCAAGACAUUGCUGCGCAUCCUUGUCCGGCUCUGGUAGUGCAAGCACACAAGCUCGCUGCGAAGGCUUUCGCGGAUGACUUGCACCCGUUGAUUGCACGCAAGGACUGGAACCGGGGCUCGAGGAUGAUAGAAGGCUUCCACACCUGUAUGGACGGCCUCCAGGAGCUUCAACAGACGUUGGUCACCUUGCCAGAUUGGAGAGACGAUGAAAACGAUUAAGUAUCGAUCAUUCGGCGGUCAACGUUCAGCCCAACGGAAUCCCGAGUCCACCUUGCGUCUUCCGGUCAACGAACUCGUCAGGCUCGGCGUGUUGCCCGCUCUCCCUUCUCGGAUACCCAUAGACGGCGGCUCCUCACACUCUGGUGUGAUGGCUUCAGGUUGCCUGCCCAGAAUUGCUCAAAGUGCCGCCGAGAGCACCAUCAUUCCCCUGCACCUUUCCCUUCUCCUCUUCCGCUCCUGAGCUCCUAUGUCAAGUCGAGCACGACUCUACCCUGAAGUCUGCCUUGCUCCAUGUCUCGAAAGAUACUAGUGAGAGCUUCCAUGGGCUCAAUUCGGAUGCUCGCCUUCAGCGUUCCGCGGGCCGCAAAUUCGAGGGCUUCGAUGGACUCUUGACGAGUACCAACCGCAGAGCCUGUGAUGGUGUAGUGAUUCGCAAUCAGGCUCCCCGGGCUUGCCGAAGCGAUGGCCUGCUCGCCACCCUCGGGCAUGCCCACACAAACCAUCGUGCCAUUGAAGCGCAGAAACCGUAGCCCCUGUGCGUACGCCUCGUUGGAGGCCGUGCAUACAAUGACUGCGGGAGCACCGAGUCCGUCGCACAGAG